AUGGCAUUCCUGAGAAUUGUAAAAAAUAAAGCGUACUUUAGACGCUUCCAAGUCAAGUUUCGCCGCCGCAGGGAGGGGAAAACGGACUAUUACGCAAGGAAGAGACUGGUGGCACAGGACAAGAACAAGUAUGACUCGCCGAAGUACCGCCUGGUGGUGAGACUGACGAACAAAAGAGUGAUCUGUCAAAUAGUAUCGUCGACACUCGUGGGAGACAAGGUACACGCGUCUGCUGACUCAUCAGAACUGGUGCACUACGGAGUGAAAGUGGGUCUGACGAACUACGCAGCAGCCUACUGCACAGGACUGCUGCUGGCAAGAAGGCUGCUGACUAAGCUUAAGCUGGACUCGCAGUUCGUGGGCAAGGUGGAAGUGGACGGAGAGCUCUACCACGUGGAGGAAGAGGACAACGAAAGACGCCCGUUCAAGGCACUGCUGGACGUGGGAGUCAAAAACGUGACGACGGGAAACAGAGUGUUCGGAGCACUCAAGGGAGCAUGCGACGGAGGACUGCACGUGCCGCACUCAGAAAAAAGGUUCCCAGGCUACAGCGUGGACGAGGAAAAUAACGGAACCUACGACGCACAGGCGCACAGAGACAGAAUAUUCGGAGCGCACGUGGCCAGCUACAUGGAGUACCUGAAGGAGGAGGACCCGGAAAAGUACAAGAAGCAGUUCAGCGCAUACCUGAAGCUGGGCCUCGACAGCGAGUCUCUGGAGGACAUGUACGCAAAGGCGCACGAAAACAUAAGGAAAAACCCAGUGCUGCCGACGAAGCCGAAGAGGGAGGUGAAGCACGUGCGCGAGGGCAGCAGGAUCCUGACUGCCAAGGGCUCGUACGUGCGCAACGUGAAGACCACGAAGGCGCAGAAGAGAGAGCGCGUAAGACAGAAGGUAAGUUCGAAAUACGCAUAA
Molecule: messenger RNA, 915 nt
Organism: Theileria orientalis strain Shintoku
Lineage: Eukaryota; Apicomplexa; Aconoidasida; Piroplasmida; Theileriidae
Product: 60S ribosomal protein L5
Exons: 2
Coding region: 1-915 (304 amino acids)
Biological process (GO): translation; ribosomal large subunit assembly
Cellular component (GO): ribosome; cytosolic large ribosomal subunit
Molecular function (GO): structural constituent of ribosome; 5S rRNA binding
Source: RefSeq, a predicted model, not a curated record